AGUUUCAACAUAUGUUACAUUUUAUCUUUGAUUUCCUAAUUUUUUUUCUUAAUUAUUAUCUUUGAUUUCCUAAUUUUUUUCUUAAUUAUCAUUCAUAUUUUUACAAAAUCUUCUCAAUUAAGUGCAAAUCAAGCGGAGAUUGAGGGUUGAGACUUGAGAGAGAAGAGGAAGACGUUGAAUCAGAGAUGCGAAACAGCUGUUAAAUUUACGCGGCGCCUAUUUUCCUUUACAACACUACGCGUUUCAUACAAACCACUUCCGUUUUAAAUACACACACAACACACUACCACAGCAAAUACUCUGUCAUCUCUCUCUCUCUCUAUGUAUAUAUCUGUAGCUAAACAUAUAUUUGUUGCAUAAAUAAACAUUGCUUAUCUUCUGAUUGCACUUUGCAAGCUUGCUAGUGCUGUGCUAGAAAAUGACUGAUGCACGGGUUCAUCCUGCGACCGCCGACGCGCUGUCGCCGCCGCUGUCUUCCUCAUCAGCCAAGGACUCCGGCGAAUAUCCAGUGCCGCCAAAUCCUCUUCCGGCGAAACCGGUGCCUCCGCCGGCCACCUACGUCGUCCAGAUCCCCAGAGAACAGAUCCUCCGGUAUCCGCCGCCGGAGAACGCCAGGAAGUUCCAAGCUCUCACCCGCCGCGGAAAGAGCGGGAGGAGCCGCUGCUGCUGUUGCACUCUCUCCCUACUCGCUUUCCUCGUAAUCGCCGCCGCCAUCUCCGCCGGAGUGCUCUACCUCGUCUUCCGCUUCAAAUCGCCUAAUUACGCGGUCACGAGCCUCGCCAUCAAGGGGAUGAAUCUGACGUCGGCGGCGCCGAUCUCGCCGGAAUUCGACGUUACCAUCAGGGCGGAGAACCCUAACGGCAAGAUCGGCAUCUAUUAUUUGAAAGGAAGCGCAAUUAACGUCUUCUACAACGACGUCAAGCUGAGCCACGGCGUUUUGCCGGCUUUCUACCAGCCGAAGAAGAACGUAACGGUGUUAAGGCCGGCGCUUACUGGAUCAGGGGUAAUGCUAGGGGGCGCCGUUAAGGCGUCGUUAACAAACGAGCAGAACCAAGGGAAUAUUCCGUUUGUAGUGAGAACAAAGGUGCCUGUUAAAAUUAAGGUGGGGUCCGUUAAGACUUGGAAAAUCACCGUUAAGGCGAAAUGCGACGUCGUUGUGGAUGCAUUGAACGACAAGGCUAAAAUUGUCUCAAAUGACUGUGAUUAUAGUGUGAAACUAUGGUAGCUAAACUUUUCCCUAGGGUUUUGUGAUUAUACAUUUAUACUGUCAAAUUAUAUUAGUGGAUUUAUUUUUUUGUUAGAGUACAAA
Messenger RNA from Salvia miltiorrhiza (redroot sage), 1309 nucleotides. RefSeq names its product NDR1/HIN1-like protein 13. Gene Ontology annotation, cellular component: plasma membrane. Lineage: Eukaryota; Viridiplantae; Streptophyta; Magnoliopsida; Lamiales; Lamiaceae. The transcript has a single exon. The record is from RefSeq and is a predicted model, not a curated record. Bases 419 to 1225 code for a protein of 268 amino acids.